AGAAAAAUUAAAAACGCAUUAUUUGACGUUUGUAGAUCUAGCUUGAACGCACCCAUCAAUGAAGUAAACAUUCAACAUGGAUGGUUUCCGAUUAUUCUCAUCCGUAUUUUAGGUCAAAUAAUUGUUUAGGAUGUGUAAGUGAAGUUUAGGAAAGUUGUUAUUAUUUAGUGAAAAUGUCUUCGGAAAGGGUGGAAUGGGUGGAGAUUAUCGAGCCGAAGACAAAGGAGCAUAUGUAUGCUAACCUAACAACUGGAGAAUGCGUCUGGGAUCCACCUGAGGGUGUAAAAGUUAAGCGCACAGACUCAUCACAAUGGUGGGAACUAUUUGACAUCAACACACAUAGGUUUUAUUAUUACAAUGCAUCAACACAGACAACUGUGUGGCAUAGGCCCACUGACUGUGACAUCAUACCACUGGCUAAACUACAGACACUGAAACAGAACACAGACCCACAGAAAAGAAGGGAAACAUCCACACAGACUAAUCAAGCGGCACCACAGGUACCUUCCUUAAUAGACCCAGUUAGUAGCAACGGCAACAGUACAAUCGCGAGUGCAAGCAAGUUGUCACCUAGCAAUGCAAAAACUGUCACUCUCACGCAAACAAGUCCCGUGAGAACAAGAAGGUCGCAUUACCAUCACAGGAAUAGUGGUGAGAGUAGGCGCGGUAGAUUGAGUGAAGAUGGCACCACGCAACUGUGUCGACAUACGGACUCCGGACGGUCUUCGGACAGCAGCAUCAGCAGUGCACAGCAAAGGCGGAAACAGGAACUCAGUGCAGUUGUUUGUAAUCCCCCUGUGUGUACACCUCAACUUAGAAAAAGAAGUAGUGCAGCCCAAGCUCAUGAGAGUGAGAAGUGGUCUCCACAUGCAGGUCUUAAUCGCAGCGGCAGCUUCAUAUCGCCUAGGAAGGACGCGUCCGAUGAUUCUAUGCACGAAAAGUAUUUCAAAUCAGUUGAGAGUACCCCGCUUACAAGAAGAAAGUUAAAACAGCAAUCUGCCGGCGGAUCGUCCUGUGAUUCGGCCUCGCCACAGAGUCCAAGCAGUCCUCUACAGAAACCGCAACCAACACCAUUCCUACAGACGACAGCGGCUCGUCCUUCAUUAGUGUCUUCCAUAUCCCUGGCCACGGACGCGGCGGCGGGCGUGGGCUCGCGCGUCAUGCACAGCCUGGAGCGGCCGCACCAGCUGUCCCGACAUGCCAGGGAACGGUAUUCUGACAGGCAUUUAGACAAAGAUAGGUUAGCUGAACUGGAGCGUAUGGACAGGUACCCCGAGAAACAAGCCGUGUAUAGCGUCGAUAAGCCAUUCCGUCAAACCAGUCUUGAUCUACGUCACAAUGCUGCUACCUCUAAUUGGCACCCAGCGAGGGACUUUACCAGACGUCAACAAGCGGAACCCGAGCGCUACUGCUCCAGCAAGACGUCGGUGUCGUCCGGCAGCAGCAAGCAUCGCACCCCGCCACACGAGACACAUCACAACUUCAUGAGGCUCUCCUCCGCCAAUGAACAGGAUAAUAUUGCUGCUGUCAACUACAAACUGAAAUGCGUCAAUCUGGUUGAGCCACCGCUUACGGAGCCAAAUGUGCAGAAACAUAAUCAGAGACUUGAAAGAUCGACUGCGCCCAGAGACCGAACCAAAUCGAGACGGCACAAGAGGCCAGUCGAGUUGGAGGAUGGUCCCGUGGACGGCGAGGAGGAGGAAGACGAGGGCGGCAGCUCGCCGCUGUACUGCAACUGGGACCUGCGCGGCAUGCAGCAUCUGUUGCCGCUGCAGGACUACAUCAUACAGCAGGCUAAGUUGUCCAGUCGCACUCGCUAUGGCGGCGGUUCCGGCUCAGACGGCGAAUCCGGUUCGUCACGUUCCCAAUCCCGGUCCGGUUCCGAGUCUCGCUCGCUAUCCGGCCACGAACCGGACAACGAGUCUUCGGACGGCGGAGCUCGGACUCCGGACGACGAUGACGGCUCCGGCGUGUAUUUACCGCACUCGUACGCACACACGCAUAGACCCGUCGACGUCGAGUAUAUGAAUCAUGGAGUCUCUUAUUACAAUACGUUCGUUGGAUUUGACCGGGAUCGACAGCCUUCGCCGGGGAUACAUAGAACGUCGUCCCUGGGCGGCGGGGGCGCGGGCGCGGGCGCGGGCGGCGGGGGCGCGGGGGGCGCGGACGAGGGCGCGGCCGCGCUCUACAGCCCCGUGCGGACACACGCGCCAAGACCGCCCGUCGAGCAGGACAUCGAGAUCUUCGCCAAGGAUAACCUUAACUUCAAUAAAGGCAUCUUCAGGAGAAAGGCUUCAGUUCGCGAUCUACUUUCAUGGACAUCCUCAUCGAUCAGCGCACCCAUGGUGGGCGCCGACUGGGACAAGGCACACAAGAAGGCGGCCAUCGACCUGUUCAGACUCGUGCAGAUAUACAUGGGCGACAGGAAAGCGCGGCCCGGCAUGACGCUCAACUCCGUCGCGCAAGACAUACUACAUGCUACCUUCACUAAUGAAAAACUGCGCGACGAGCUGUACGUGCAGCUGUGCCGGCAGACCACGGAGAACCCGCUGCGGGACUCGCUGCUGCGCGGCUGGGAGCUGCUGGCCGUGUGUCUGGCCUUCGUGCCGCCCUCCACCGCCUUCCAGCCCGCGCUCACCAACUACGUCAACAGGCACAGGGACCCCGCCUUCGCGGAUGCCUUCCCAGAGGUUGGCAAAUGGCCUAUCCACGUGCAGGUGUCGCACUAUGCAGGCGUUGCGUGCAAGCGGCUAGAACGAAUCGGCUUCGGAGGCAAGAGACAACCAAGAAAACCUACCACAGAUGACAUUGAUCAGGCUAGAAUACAAAUCUUCCGGCAAUCGAUGUUCGGCAACACGCUAUCAGAGGUGAUGAUACUACAGAAGGAGCGGUUCCCGAACCGCCAGCUGCCGUGGGUGCAGGUCGCCUUGUCUCAGCAGGUACUGGCGCUGAACGGACGGGAGACAGAGGGCAUAUUCCGUGUGUCUGCUGACGUAGACGAGGUCAAUGCACUGAAGACGAAGAUCGAUAACUGGGAAUUGCCUGAUGCUUCCACUUUAACUGACGCGCACGCGCCGGCCAGCCUGCUGAAGCUGUGGUACCGCGAGCUGUACGAGCCGCUGAUCCCGGACGCGCUGUACGCGGCCUGCGUGGCGGCCGGCAGCGACGCCGCCGCCGCGCAGCGCGCGCUGCUGCGCCUGCCGCCGCUCAACAGGCUGGUACUCACAUAUCUGAUAAGCUUCCUGCAACAAUUCACCGCGCCUGAAGUGGUAAGUCAAACAAAAAUGGACUCGGCGAACCUCGCGAUGGUGUUCGCGCCCAACUGCCUGCGCUGCACGUCGCAGGACCCGCGCGUCAUCCUGGAGAACGCGCGCAAGGAGAUGACCUUCCUCAAGACCCUCAUCACCAACCUCGACACGUCGCACGUCCAGGACCUUCUGUGACCGAUGAAUCUCAGCUACUGCAACAACAACGUCGGCGGCGAGAGCCUCACCGGCUUCUAGGGAACGCUCACUACUCGCGACAAACUAUUAGCGGCCAGCUGACGAAUAGUGUGACCUUGAAAAGAACUUGAAGUGUACCAAAACCCUAUGUGUCUAGUCUGUGAGAUCCAUGAUUUAUCAUUGGACAUAUCCUCGUGUGGUACUGCAAGCUCGGCGACUCCCCUUAAUUAAUUGAGUAUAUUUGACAUUCUUGUAUAUUUUUUGUAUUUUUGUACGCUAUAAAAUAAUUUUAUUUGGUUGUACCCAAAGAUAUUUAAUGAGAUGUGAUUUUAAUUAUAUUAGACUUGAGCUUUACGAAAAUGUAUUUGCAAUGUGUUUGAAAGUAUUUGUUGUUGGUGCGGCUGCGUGAUUGUUUUUAUUAGUUACGAAUUACGAAUAUUGUUUAGUGUGGGAGAGUAGAGUAGACGUUGUUUAUGAUAGAACGAUUACAUUUGUACCAUUUACAAGAUGUUCACGAUGCUACAGAAUAAGGUAACUUAACGAUGGUGCUCUGUGUAGUGGAGGGAGCGCCUGCGAUGGGACCGUGUGCUCACUGCCUUACCACGUUAUCAUAUACACUGCCUACUGACUGGACAGUGCCAGUUUUAGACUUUGCGUGCUUUAUUCUAUAUUAUGGAAAUAAGGAAAAAUGUAUUCUAAAGCUAUAUUUACUCUAAAAGUUUACAGUGUUAAUUAAAUAUAUUAUGACAAAUAAAUUAAAUAUAUUAAAGGAAUAUAUAAAUGAAGGCAGCGGCCACACGGUUCAUAUCAAUACUAACACAUCUCAAUUAUCGUAUAGAAUAGUGUAUUAAAGUAAAAGAAAGGCACUUUUUGCGUAAAAGCUUACACACGUUAUUUAUUAAACAUACACGCAAUUAGUGUAAUAUCAGUUACAUACAGCAAUUUAAUAGUCACAACGUACAUACAUAAAUAUAACACACACAUAUAGACACAUCGUCGUACAAUGAGUGCGAUUACGUGACCGAAACGUUUCAUCACAAAUUACUCAUACCUUUUAGUUAAUAAAUAUUUGUUGAAGAAUUUACAUUACCAAAUUAAGACCACAAUUGCGCAUUUAUUUUUCAUAAAUAUGUAAGUUUUAAUGUAGUAUAAGUUGGCACCGAGUCUCGGAGGUUUUUGAACCCGCUGUAUGUGCGCAGUGGAGAGAUGUCUACACCCUGUAUACAACUGUUACCUACAUGAGCGAACGCUCUCAUUUAGCCUAGAUAGUCGGAGUUCCUUUACUACUCAUGAAAUAAUAAUUCAGAUAAAGUUACUAUUAUAGAAUAGGUGAAUUUAAAAGGCAGCUUUAAAUUAGACAGCUCAAAGGAAAUAUUAGAAUAAAAGAUUCCUAUUGGCAUGGUUUGUGAUUAUCGCUAUAUUUUUUCGUAACUGCAAUGCGCAUUUUUUUUUUUGCAUACGUUGACGCAUGUUUUUUCUCGCACGAUUUAUUUUUUUAU
This is a messenger RNA of Trichoplusia ni (cabbage looper), 4942 nucleotides long. It is a transcript of the gene RhoGAP93B, whose product is annotated as rho GTPase-activating protein 39. The coding region runs from base 174 to 3443 and encodes 1089 amino acids. Gene Ontology annotation, biological process: signal transduction. Gene Ontology annotation, cellular component: cytoskeleton; cytoplasm. Gene Ontology annotation, molecular function: protein binding; GTPase activator activity. The record is from RefSeq and is a predicted model, not a curated record. The transcript is spliced from 22 exons. NCBI's taxonomy places the organism in Eukaryota, Metazoa, Arthropoda, Insecta, Lepidoptera, Noctuidae.